AUGCUCCAGGCUGCGAAGAACAUCAAUCAGUGUCGUGCUUCGUUCUUGCUGCACAGAGGAGCCAAUUGCAUCUGCCCACCCGUGCCGUGGACGACUUCGGCGUCGGGCGCCAGCUGGACGCCAGCGAGAAAGUUGGGCAGGCCAAGCGCGCGAGUCAUUGGAGGCAAGCCGUGCCACGAGGCGCCACGUCGCACUUUUCGCAACAACAAACCAAUCCUGCGCAGGAGCAGUGUUCAAAUUGACGUCUAUUGUGGUCUUGCAGCGUCACCCCGCUUCUCACCAGCUUCCUCGAGCAAUUUGUUGAAGCCAGCUGUGGUGCGAUGUUUGAACGAGUCGGUUCAAUGCGUGACCGCAGUUAUGUUGUCAUAG
Molecule: messenger RNA, 369 nt
Organism: Prorocentrum cordatum
Lineage: Eukaryota; Dinophyceae; Prorocentrales; Prorocentraceae
Source: the annotation of a GenBank genome assembly